UACACACGAAAAGAAGCCGUUGUAAAGGCGCAUCCCAGCUGGGAAGGGAAGGAGUGUGCAAACUCUCGGAGGAACACCCGAAAACUAGAAGUUUACCCGGGAGGGAGGGACAUGGCCUGGAGUAGGUCUGGUAAUGGAGAUUGGCGCCAGCAAAUCUAUAACAAUUUACGGGAACGGAACAAGAGAGAAUACGAAAAUAUUACUGAUCUCAUCCAAUUACAUACUCGUCUCUUUGAGCAAAGUGAAACCUUGAAGGCUGAGAUCCUGCAGCUCACCAUACAGAAUGAGAAACUUCAGCAAAGUAACCUGCAGUUGCUGAGUUGUGGUAGUGGAAGUGGUAGUGGUGGUGGUGGUGGCGGUGGUAAUGGUGGAGGAGGAGGCGGCGAGGGUGGAGGGACCGCUUCACCUAGUGUGGUGCAGGUGAGACUUUGUCAGGACUGUCUCUUGCCAUUUUUAAGUCUUUGACUGUAAUAUAUGGUAUAAGAGUGAUUGUGUAAUGAUUAUACUAGGCACUUUUGAUGAUAAAAGAAUGGUAAUAUAAAUAAGUCUGGUCUGGUAACAUUAGGGACCUUGAGGAUAUUGGUAUGCUAAUGGCUAGAAUGAGAUAAUUAGGCUUUAGGCUUUACAUGGUAAUGAUAAGGAUCAUGAUUUCAAGGAAAGCUUUCAGGAAGAGUAUGGUGGUGUGUACCUAACUAUUGUACUAAUAUAUAUACCACUUGGUUGGUUGGAUGAGAAGACAGGGGACCUGUUAAAGGGUUGUUUGAGAAUUAGGAGUAAGUAAAAGUAUA
Portunus trituberculatus (swimming crab) is the source of this 788-nucleotide messenger RNA. RefSeq names its product POU domain, class 3, transcription factor 2-like. Lineage: Eukaryota; Metazoa; Arthropoda; Malacostraca; Decapoda; Portunidae. The coding region runs from base 112 to 465 and encodes 117 amino acids. The record is from RefSeq and is a predicted model, not a curated record. The transcript is spliced from 2 exons.